Messenger RNA from Alternaria viburni, 999 nucleotides. RefSeq lists its product as uncharacterized. Bases 1 to 999 code for a protein of 332 amino acids. Gene Ontology annotation, molecular function: protein binding. The record is from RefSeq and is a predicted model, not a curated record. Lineage: Eukaryota; Fungi; Ascomycota; Dothideomycetes; Pleosporales; Pleosporaceae. The transcript has 2 exons.
AUGAGUUCCUCACUCUACGAUGUUCGAAAGAUCGCCGGAAAAGGUAGAGGCCUGGUCGCUCGCUCCGACAUUCCUGAAGGCACCCGUAUCCUGUCGGAGAAACCGCUGCUCAUGAUACCUAACAACAUGUCCAACGAGCAACUGGAGGCUCGACUCGCACGAGACCUUAAGGCCCUGGACAAGACUCAGCAGCGACAAUUCUUUUCACUUCACAACAGCUACACUGGCAAGUACGUCCUCGGCGGCAUCUUCAAAACAAACUCAAUGGCUUGCGGCAGCGACUUGUCUGCCAUUGCAAUCUUUCCCACCGUCAGCUUCAUCAAUCACAGUUGCCUUCCAAAUAGUCAUUACAACUGGAAUGACUCCAUGGGGAUGCAGACAAUCCAUGUCACUCGCGAUCUCAGCGCUGGAGAAGAGAUAAGUAUCUGCUACACCGACUCUGGAAGUGCCAGUGUUCGCCAAGCUUACCUGAAGAAGCAUUUCGGCUUCGACUGUUCGUGUGCAAUCUGCUCGCUUCCAACUACUCACCGAAAUGCCAGCGACGCGCGACGUGAGGAAAUCUCUCGUCUUCAGGACACAUUUGCUGAAGCAGAUUGCGCAACGUCCAAGCCUGAAGAGGCAUUCUUCGACCUUCGGAAGAUAGUCGAACUCUUGAACAAGGAGUUUAAAGGUGCUGCCAAAGUCCCGGAGGCGGAUAUCUACUGUUAUGCGGUACAGCUUAGUCUCUUCCACAGUGAUGAAGCGCGAGCAAGUGUAUUCGCUGAGAGGGCGUACAAGGCGUUGCUCAUCUGUGUGGGCGAAGACGGUGAGAAUGCACAAGAGAUGAAGGCCCUGAUAGACAACCCAGCCUCUCACGCAGACUUUGGAUCGUUGUCGAGCAGAUGGAGGUCUAACAAGUACGAUGCUCCAAGAGGUAGAGACUUUGGCAAGAGUCACUUCGAGGAUUGGCUUUGGCAUCUGGUCAAGAGGUUGGAGACAGCGGACCUUAGCGAUGAUUAG